Messenger RNA from Carassius gibelio (silver crucian carp), 6811 nucleotides. Its product is annotated as RIMS-binding protein 2-like. The transcript has 21 exons. Gene Ontology annotation, molecular function: protein binding. Lineage: Eukaryota; Metazoa; Chordata; Actinopteri; Cypriniformes; Cyprinidae. Gene Ontology annotation, biological process: neuromuscular synaptic transmission. The record is from RefSeq and is a predicted model, not a curated record. Bases 540 to 4271 code for a protein of 1243 amino acids.
UGUGUAUAUCAAGGAGCAUGCGCAAUUCACUAUGACUGCAUGUGAGAGGGACAGAGAGGGAGAGAACGAGAGAGAGAAAAGAGCAAGAUAGGGAACGCACAGUUCUGUUGCACCACUCCUAGAGAGCCUGGAGAUGCUUUCACACUGUCUGUCUCUUGUUCCAGCUCAGGGCUUCUGCAGGGACACACAUGCACGCAUGAGCACAGAGCUACACACAAACACACACUACAGACGUGUCGUCACUGCCACUCCUGGCAGCUGGUGAUAUAUGGGAGUGGGAGCUCUAAGGAGGAGAAAGAGAGGUGGAAACGGAUACCGUUAAGAAGAAUGAGCUUCAGGAUGCUUUGCUCGAAAGAAAAAGGCUCAAUCAUGAGCUGCUUAGUCACAUCCUGAGGGCCACAAAGUAUGAGAAGGUAAAGUCAGACUAUGAUCGGCUCAGAAAAGCUUUUGGUUGUGUGAGUCAAGAGAAAGACUCUGCCAGGCAGGAGAAGGCUCAGCUCCAAGACAAACUGGAGAACCUUGAGCAGGUCCUGAAGCAUAUGCGAGAGGCUGCUGAUCGGCGGCAGCAGCUGGAGGCAGAGCAUGAGCAGGCCUUGGCUUUCCUCAACUCCAGACAGCAGGAGAUCACCCUUCUGCAGAAGGUUCAGGCUGAAGCUGAAAAAGAACGUGAAGAAGUGGUGCAUCUGCUAGAGGUCAAGGUUCAUGACUUAGAGCAGAAAUGCCGGACACGGAGUGAGCAGUGCAAUAUUUUGUCGAAAGAGCUGGGGAAAUAUCACCCGGGUUUAGAUGCAGAGGAGACACUAAACACUGACUCACAGAAGAAAAACUUGUGCAACAGUUACAACAGCCUGCAGCGCGAGGCUGAAAAAAGUGAUGAGAGAUCUGACGGAUCUCCACUGGUCUCAGAACUGCCCAUAGUACAGCAACACAAGAGAGACAAGCCAGAGCAGCUGUCAGUCAAACCCACCGUCCAAACCCAGAAUCGCUCCAGUAGCCCCAUGCAAGCAUCCCUCUCAGAGAUGGAGAAUGAGGUGAGCCCAGCUCCGAGAUCCAAGACGAGAUACACAGGCCAGGUCCGUCUCUGCACUGCGCGAUACAGUUAUAAUCCCUAUGAUGGACCUAAUGAGCAUCCAGAAGCAGAGCUUCCUCUUGUGGGAGGGAAGUAUUUGUAUGUAUAUGGGGACAUGGACGAUGAUGGAUUUUAUGAAGGAGAGCUGUUGGAUGGCCAGCGUGGCCUGGUUCCCUCAAAUUUUGUGGAGUUUGUCCAGGACAAGGAAAAGCCAUCUAUCGAGGGUGGAGAGGAGCAGGGCAGGCUGGAGCAGAGCUGUCUGAGCCUGAUGACCAUAGAUGGAGGUGCUCAUCUGGACAGCCUUAACAGUAACGCCCUCGCACACUGCACCAACGGGACAGGCGCAUUGGAUGGAGAGGAGCUGGGCGACGACAUUGUGCCUUACCCCAGGAAGAUCAACCUGAUCAAACAGCUGGCAAGAAGUGUGAUAGUGGCCUGGGAAGCACCUCAAGUGCCCCUUGGCUGGGGCAACAUCAACGGCUACAAUAUUUUAGUGGAUGGGGAAGUACGUUCCUCUGUGCCAUUUGGAGCAAGGACCAAACUGCUUCUCGAGAAGCUGGACCUGGCUUCCUGCACAUACCGUGUGUCGGUGCAGAGUGUCACGGAAAGGGGGCUCUCAGAUGAGUUGCGCUGCACUUUGCUGGUGGGCCGCAAUGUUGUGGUAGCACCAACCGGCCUGCGCAUGGAUGAUAUUUUACGUGACUCCGCCGAACUUUCGUGGCUUCCCAGUAAUAGUAACUAUGCCCAUGUCGUGUACUUAGAUGGUGUGGAGCAUGCUGUGGUGAAGCCGUGCUCUUACAAACUGCGUUUUGUGAACCUGAAAGCUGCCACAGUGUACAAGGUAAAAGUGUUGGCCAAACCUCACCAGGUGCCCUGGCACAUGCCCCUGGAACAGAGAGAGAAGAGAGAGGCUGGGGUGGAGUUCUGCACCCAAGCUGCAGGACCCCCUCUGCCUCCUCAAGAAGUCCAGGUCCAGUGUGGACAAGCCCCAGGGGUCCUCCAAGUCCGUUGGAAGCCCCCUUCAAUGACAACCAUGGGAACCUCCAAUGGUGCAAAUGUCAUUGGCUACGCAGUGUGUACAAAGGGUCAGAGGAUCGCUGAGGUGAUGUAUCCACUGGCAGACUAUGUGGCAGUAGAACUGAACCGUCUCCAGUGCUUGGAGGCCCAUGAGGUUAUUGUCAAGACUUUAUCAGCACAAGGGGAAUCUCAAGACUCCCAUGCUGCCAUCAUUCCAAACCACCUCCUGGUGCCUCUUCCUAAAACCCUCCCUCCUUCUCACCACAUGCCCCAGCAAACCCAACCAAUGCCUUCUCAUCCCCAAAUCCGCACCCUUCCACCUCACCCUGGACCCCAACCACCCACCCAUCUCCAAACCCUUUCCAUUCACCCCAACCAGCCCCCAUCUCAUCUCCAUCCGCACCGUAUGCCCCAUCCCACACAGCCCUCUCCACCCCACCUCCAGCCUUUACCAACGCACCCAAUUCAAAUGCCUCAGCCUCAGUCGUCCAUGCCAAUGACACAACCCCCACCCCAGCCACCCAUGCCUAUGCCUCAACCCCAACAGCCCAUGCCCCAACCCCAGCCAGCCAUCCCCAUGCUCCAUCCCCAGCCUACUAUCCCGAUGCCCCAGCCUCAUAUUCCCCAACUAGCCCUUCCCCAAUCCCAAAGACCACUAAGUGCUAGAGAGCUGGAAACCAAAGAGCAAGGGCCAGGAAUGCUUCAUCAUGGAGGGGGCCCUCCUCAGCCAUGGGAGCCUGGCUGCUCUCCAUCUGGCCUGCAUAUUGGCUUGCCACACGGACACACCCUGGAUGCCCCGGCCUGCCCAAAUCGCCGCUCCCCAUCACCUCAAAGGAUCCUCCCCCAGCCCAGGGGUACGCUCAUUCCUGACACUGUAGCCAAGGCUAUUGCCCGAGAGGCAGCCCAAAGAGUGGCUGCAGAGAGUGGACGGAUCGAGAGGAGAAGCCAGGGCUUUCACUCUCAAAAUUCAGAUGAGGAAGAGGAUGAGGAUGAGGAAAGCUAUCAGGCCCGCAGAAGAGGAGCAUCUAUGGAUGACUUCCUCAGGGGCUCAGAGCUGGGCAGGCAGUCUCAUUACAGUCACAGCGAAGAGUAUCAUACAGACAGCAGUCGAGGAUCGGACCUCUCAGACAUCAUGGAAGAGGACGAGGAGGAGUUGUAUUAUGAAAUGCAGCAUGAAGAACGCAGGCGACGAAACUCCCACAACGCACCCAAGACCAGAGCAAGCACUCCAUCUUCGAGUCAGCUGGAUCGGGAAUCAUAUCGGAAGCCAUCUCACCGAGAUCCUCAACCUCAGCGCCAACCCCUCACGGUCCCAUCCAUUGGUCAGUGCACUCCCAAUGGAUACCGGGACCGAAGCUGCCGUUCUCCCCCAUACUAUGAUGAGUCUGAGCAGGAGGAUCCGUUUCGAAUCUUUGUAGCGCUCUUCGACUAUGACCCUCUCUCCAUGUCCCCUAACCCUGAUGCAGCUGACGAGGAACUCCCAUUUAAAGAGGGACAGAUAAUCAAGGUGUAUGGGGAUAAAGAUAACGAUGGCUUUUAUCGUGGGGACAUCCGGGGCAGGUCUGGACUUAUUCCCUGUAACAUGGUGUCAGAAAUCUGUGCUGAAGAUGAUGAAACCAUGGAGCAGCUCAUGAAACAGGGAUUCCUCCCUCUCAACACUCCUGUAGACAGAAUAGAACAAAAUAGGAGAGGUCGCCACCCAGUGGCCACAAGAAGAAUGGUUGCCCUGUACGACUAUGACCCCAGAGAGAGCUCCCCAAACGUGGAUGUCGAGGCUGAACUGACAUUCUGUGCUGGCGAUAUCCUUGCUGUUUUUGGGGAUAUAGAUGAAGACGGCUUCUAUUAUGGUGAGCUUAAUGGACAUCGGGGCUUGGUUCCAUCCAAUUUUCUUGAAGAAGUGCCUGAUGAUGUGGAGGUCUAUCUGACGGAUACUCCCUCCCACCAUGGCCAGGACGAGCCCAAUCCAGUACUGGCACCUCGUCCAGAGACCAAACGGGUGCCUGUGGAAAGUACAGUGCCAGAUCCGGCCCCUGGAAGACCCGCCUCUCCCACUGUGCGUCCUUUGCUUCCUGUUGGCCCAAUCAGGCCGCUGAGCCCUGCCAGGGGUCCAAGAGACCUGGCAUCUAAAAAGAAAAAAGGACUGCUCUCUAAGGGGAAGAAACUGCUCAAAAAGUUCUCAAAGUAAAAGUAUGAGUUUGAUUUCAAAUUCAUAUGACAACAACAGAAUAUGAUUUCUCUGUCAAAAAAUGUUUUCGGAAAAGUCUUCAGUGAGAAGACAAAAAAACACACACACAAAAAAAUGAUCUAAAUGGCUUUCACAUUAACAUGCCACAUACAUAUCAUGAAACGGAUCUAAUAUAUCCAGUUGAAAAGGAAUAACAUAUAUAGCGAUGUCACUCAUAUUUCAGUGAGCUUGCUAAUUGGCUGUCAUAAAGAAAGCAUCUAUUCAUACUGUGAGGUAGAGGACAAAGAGACAUUAUUAAUAUUUAAGGAAUUUCUUUUAAUUAUAAUUUCCAUUUUUGAAGUCAAAGUGCUGGAUUUUGAAUGAAAUAUUCAAUCUCAUGGAUUUUAGAGUUUGAUAUAUCACUUGGUGUUAAAAACAGUUCAAUAAGCACUUCAGAUAUGGUCUGACAUUGUCAGUCAAGUGUAAAAACAGAUAUAAACCUCCAGACCAUAUUAAGUGCAUUAGUCCGAAACACAAAAAGGACCACGAAAAACCACGAAAAAGAAAUAUAUAUAUAUAUAUAUAUAUAUUUCCAUAGAAAGAUGGGCAUGGUGCAAAAUGGCAUAACUGACUAGGAGAGUCUAUGAGCAAAUCCUUUUAAGCAUUGCUGUGGCCUUCAUCUAAACUCAGUAAGUACAGUAUAUUACCUACAUCUGAUAUCUCCAUACAUCAGUCUUUGCCAAGUAUCCUCCUUUUUUGCUUGCUCCUUUUCCAGUGUCUAUCACGAGAAUGACUGAAGAUAUAAAAAUACAAUGGAAAGUUUCUGUGUCUGCUUUUCAAUGCACAGUCGGUGUGCGUUUUGGUGAAUGACCUGUGUGGUUGUGUGUCUCCCCCCUCUGCAUCCAUGUUUGUGCGACCCCUUCACACUGAAAAGGGACAAAUGUUGUUAUAAACUUUUGUGAUAAUGUGACGUGCUGCUAAUUACAAGUUGUUUACUGUUCCUUUCUAAAGUCUAUAAAGGUGGCGUGGUCUUCAAAAGAAGAAAUAUUUAAGCAAAAAUGGUGUGUUGGCAUCUCCUCAAAUUUCACAUUCUAUGGGCCGAUUUACACAGAAUGCAUUUUUUAGACAUAUUUUCUCACUGUUCUCAUUUUGUUUUUAAAAAGUUACAUUAGGUUAAAAUAGUGUAACAACAUGCAUAUAAAAACAUUCAAUUCUUUGCCAUUCCAUUUUAAAUGCAAGAAUGUGUUCUGUGUAAAAUAGAUUUUCACGAAAAAAAUGUAAAUUAUGUCAUUAUUUAGGAUGCCCACCCUCACGUCAUUCCAAAACUGUAUGACUUUCUUUCUUUUGUUGAAUGUAAAAGAAUAUAUUUCGAGAAAUCUCACACUCUUUCACUCUCUCACUUUGGUCCAUACAAUGGAAAACUGUACAGAAGCAUAGGCAUAUCUUCUUUUGUUUCGCUGAAGAAAGUCCUGUUAUACAUGUUAGGACAGCAUGAGGGUGGAACUUUCAUUUUUGGCUGAACAAACCUUUUGACACUUGUUUAAACAAAUCAUGGCUGGUUAUGAGAACAUUGUUUAUAGGCAUAAAUGACAUAUCCUUGCUGCUGUGAUCAUAGGCUGUUUUUCCUGGAGUCUUUGCUUGCUAUGGUAGAAUCAAACUCCUUGUGAUAGUCUGUUUGCUGAGAACCUUAUUAUACAUAGUCUCAACUACCAAAAUACAGGUUAAGUAAUACCCUCAGGCAAAAUUACCUAUGAUAGCUCAGUUGUCUCAAGCUAUAAUCUAGCUGUUUACAUAAAGGGCAAAAUCUCUUGCAUUAAACACAACACACCUUGCAACUGGAAAUGCAUCUGGUGGCAUCUUACAAUAAUAUGCCCAGUUGGAUUUAGAUUGCACUCUUGAAUGGUCUGAUCCAGGGUAAUACUGUGUGUUUUACUUUUUUUUUUUUUUUUGUCUAUAAAAAAUAUGAUCUUAAAAGUAUUCUAUAUUUAAGAGUUUUAGUAAAACAAACAAAAAAAAAAGACAUUCAUUUAGGGUGAAUGGAGUUUAUUUCUUGUGGAAGAAAAAAAAUGAAAGAGAAAGGUUGGAUAGCCAAAAAGGAAUGAAUGAAAUGUUCAGCUGCCUAGAUAGCUUGCAACAUCAUUUUGCCAAAAGGAAAAUAUAUAUACAAGAGAUUACAUAUAUUUUCAUUUAAAAGAAAUCUCUAUCUCUUUUAUCAUGAAUCCCAAGUGUUCGUUUGUGACUGGACGUUAUAAGUGUUCAUUUCUUGGUUACUCUUUUGUACUCCAUUUAUAGAUAAUUUAUAAAUGUUUAUACCUAAUUUACAGAUUUUCAGACUUUUUUAGUGCUUUAAGAUUUAAUAUUUAACAGUGUUAUUGUUUUCCAUGGUGUCUUCAAGAAAAGAUGCUCAAGUCUGCAAUUCUGUGCUUGCUCUGCGAAUUAAAAAGAAAAGAUAACUUACUGGUCUACAGUAUAUUUACUGAAAUGGACUACUGUGUGACUGUGCAUGUGUAGAACUGUGUAAAAUAUACAUUUUCUAUGAAAAUAAAUGUGAUAUUUUUCAA